AUGUUGUCCGAAUCUCUGCAGAGCUUUCUCAAGCUCCGCACAGCGCCCUUGGUUCUGGUCGCUGCAACGCCAGGCGUGGAAACUCUGCUUGAGAGGCUUUUCGCCGAGCUGUUUCAGAGAAAUGAGCUUGUCGAUGCGCGUUCAUUGGGCAGUGUUUCUAUUGCUGAGCUUGCAGUUCAGGCUGCACCGCGAAUCUUUGGUGUCUCCUUGACGGAAACCGAUAAACAAACGAAUCUCUCGAAGGCAGGGUCGGAAGACUCGAGGGCAACGCCGACACCGUUUCUUCGCUUUCUAAGUGUUCAUGACGCUGUGCAGUACUUAAAUUUGAGGGAAGACGACCCUUCCUCCGAGUCUCAUAACGCGCUUGCUUGGAACAGCCCCAUUUCCUCCGGUGCUCUGCCGCCUCGAGAUGUACUUCGGUGCUGGCAAGCGGCGUUGCGAAAGCAAAAACGCGAGCAGCUGUCUCUGGGCAAUGCGUCAUCGUUGAUCCUCAGUGUACUGAGUCUAGCGCCAUUUGGAUUACCGCACUUCAUUUUUGAUCAUCCCAUCGCCCAGGUCGUGUUUGCGAGCGUGAAUGACUCCGAAGAUGACAUUUUAAAUUGUCUUCUUCGUGACGAUGCUUCGGGUUGUCGCUUUCAUACAGGUACGCUGGAUUCACGACGACCUCUAUUCAUUUUGGAAAUUUCUGCGGAAUCAUCAGCCGGUAGCGAUGGCAUGAAGCGGACUGAAAUAGAGUUCAGCACUCAAGAUGGAUCACGGGGCACCCGAAUUAUGGUGGAUGCUGCAGAAUGGUCGAGAUCUGCGGAUCUUCGUGAAUAUAUUUCACUUUAUUUCGGGCGAUGGAUUCAUUCGAUUAUUCAGAGUGAAAUCGAGUCACGCGUGGAUCAAAGAGAUCGCGCGGGAAGAAUCGUCCGCAACCAGUUCAGAGCCUGGUUCUCUUCCGGACAGUCAAAGACUCGCGAAGGGGUCAUCCCUGGUCAUCGACUGGGACUUAGUCCCCGCGUUAUGCCUUAUAUCUAUUUAUGGAAUUCGGCUGAAAUGAGAGCUUUUUUCUUAGGGUAUAUGCUCGUUGCUCAGGAGAAAUAUUCAGAGGCGCUAGCCGUCUUUCGAAUGCUCUCAUCGGAUUUCAGGGCCGAUCACAGUUUGAUAUAUUCAGCGGCUGCUUCUGAAUGCCAAGCGAUCGCGCUUAUCCUCAAAGGUUCCAACGAAAGUUUGGAAGUAAUGGAACUCUUACAACAUGCAACGGAAAACUACCGAAAUGCUGGAAGGUUUCUAGAUGCGGUAAGAACGCUUACUCUGUUGGCAACCACCUGCAUCGAAUACAAUAAUCUAUCACGUGCGGCGGAUUUGCUUCUAGAAGAAAGUCUACCCGAAAUAGACUGGUUGCGCAAAGCUCCAAAUGCACUGGGACGUUUGCGCAAAUUGUGUACAGCUGCCUGCUUGGAGCUCGCUGGAGAAUGCUUCAGAGUCCUGCGACGACCGCGACGCCAUCGUACAUGUCAGAUGUGCCUCUCUAUGGCGGCGGAGUGUUUCACCGCUGCGAAAUUUUUUGACGAGGGGCAUAGAUUGUUCGCCCGGAUUUGCGAUCACUUGGCAAAAAAAUCUUGGUCCUGGAUAGAAGCGUACGUGAAUCUUUGCACUGGACGCACCGCGUGGAUGUGCGGAAACAUUUCCGAUGCAUACCAACGUUACACAGCCUUUCUCUCGGAUUUGAAGCCCUCAAGGGUUGACGAUAUCGCUGUCCUUCGGGAAACCGUGUUAGUCGCAUCGGCUCUCGGUGAAGCAACUCGAGCAUCUAGCUGUCGUUUCCCGCUUCUUGAUCAUCGAAGCAUCGUUUUUGCGGAGGAAAACCGCAUUCUCGAGUCUCCACAAUUGAGUGAGUGGAAGGCAAUGUGGGGAGCACUGGAUGCAUUCCGCGAAGCACAGCGCACAUUGGAAGCGGCUGGAGCCAGUAUUGAUCAACAGCAUUGGGAUGCAGAGCUCACUUCUCUCGAUACUGUGAUGGAUUUGCUUGGCGGACAGGAGCGCCACGUCCACGGCAUGCUCCGGGUCUCCGCUGGAGAAAAAAUUGUCGUAACGUGUCGGCUGGAGAAUCCGCUGCGAGCGCCAAUCGAGCUGGACGAUAUCAUACUCCGAAUGCGUAGAGUUUCUAUGAAUCAUUUACUGCGUGAAUCUGGAUCUUCAGCGAGACUUUGUGUGCCAGUAGAGACCGCAGAGACCGUCCGCAUCUCACACAACAGUGACGGGCUUCUACGUGGCGUAUUUGCAAUAUCAGAGAGCGGGGCAUUCGAGGUCGAGGGCAUCAGCUGGAGGGUGCAUUCGCCUCUCUUCGAGCCUAGUCUAAUAUGCUACGCGUUUUACGAGCUUAAUGAAUCGCCAAAAGCCAUGAAUUCAAAGGAUUUGAGGAAAGGUUUGGGGGCAUCUUCACGCGAAUCGUGCGGUCACCUAGCAGUUGAGGUUGGUCCGCCUGCACCUCUUCUUACUUUGAACACUCCGCUGAUUCCGAAAACUGUGAUGAACGGCGAGAUUUGGCACACAAGCAUAACGCUUGCGAAUUCUUCACUGGUGGAUAUUCACAACAUAUCUCUGAGCUGGAGCCCAGAGUCUGACCUGUCGAUGCGCGUCAUGCAGUGCACGUCAUCAAGCACGGAGGUCACUGUACAGCAUGGUCGCCGCGUGGUUUCAGUUCGAUGCACGUUGCAGCAUGGCGACUCCCUCGAAUUCAAGGUUGCGCUCUGGUGUCGUCACCAUAUAUCCGAACGGAGUAUGGACUUGAGGAUAGCUCCACGUUUUCUUCGACUUCUGAUUUUUUCGACCUCUGAAACACCAACGGCUCGCAGGUCAAAGCUGUUGCCUGUCAGAAUUGGGGUCCUUGCUGAAGACUCGGUUAGCGUUCUACCAUGCCACCUUGAGCACUUAGCUUUGGAGACGACCAGCCCAAGUUCCAUCACAGGACAAGGAUCCGCUGUUUCUUAUGGAAACUGUGAUGGUACCAUUAUCGGGCUACAGAUUCAAAACGUCAAUCCAAACGGAAUGACACUAGAAAUUCAACAUCUGCACGCUUGCCAUCGAGGACAGUAUCUUUGGUACGAGCCAUUGUUCACUUUCGCAUCUCCGAAACUUGCACUGCAGCAGUAUGACAAGGCAAAUCUGCUGCUACAUUCAAAACCUGAGACGAGCCACAGCGGUGAUGAUCCGGAGCUCUUGAGCUUCGUCUCCGGUACAGAUUUCGAGGUAUUCCUUCCUGAAAUAUUCCCAAGUGAGCCGGGAACAACGAGAAAACCUUUUGAUCUCGACGACUUGUUUGUGUGCCUCUUCUGGCGCACCCUAGAUAACGGAGAUGGAGGGCAACGCACUGGCUUGACUGCGCUGAAUAUUACGGCCGCGCAGCGGCCUCCGCAAACCAACGAUUAUGUCCAGAAGGAAGAAUCUCUCCUGCUCGCCGCGGAUACUCUAGCGAUCGUUCCUUGCGAGCAUGGUGUGCGCGGCGAGGUUCUGGUUCCCAAGAACAACGCUUAUAGUUCGCUCGCAUGUGUCGAUACAUCGAAAAUACCGUCAGACUUUGCAGUCUGGAGCGGACACAUCUUCAAGUCAGUUGCGCUGCGAAAGUUUGCGUCAGAUGCUCAGCUGGAUGUAUUCCUUAUCUCUCGCGACCCUAAGAGGUAA
Cyanidioschyzon merolae strain 10D is the source of this 3666-nucleotide messenger RNA. RefSeq lists its product as hypothetical. NCBI's taxonomy places the organism in Eukaryota, Rhodophyta, Bangiophyceae, Cyanidiales, Cyanidiaceae. Gene Ontology annotation, cellular component: TRAPPIII protein complex; phagophore assembly site; cytoplasmic vesicle. The coding region runs from base 1 to 3666 and encodes 1221 amino acids. The transcript has a single exon. The record is from RefSeq and is a predicted model, not a curated record. Gene Ontology annotation, biological process: protein localization to phagophore assembly site; endoplasmic reticulum to Golgi vesicle-mediated transport.